This is a messenger RNA of Aspergillus terreus NIH2624, 780 nucleotides long. RefSeq lists its product as uncharacterized. The coding region runs from base 1 to 780 and encodes 259 amino acids. The transcript is spliced from 2 exons. NCBI's taxonomy places the organism in Eukaryota, Fungi, Ascomycota, Eurotiomycetes, Eurotiales, Aspergillaceae. The record is from RefSeq and is a predicted model, not a curated record.
AUGGUCCGAAAAUCCACCUGGAUGGCACUACACGCCGUCGCAUACACACCCCUAACCACCGCCUGGACACUCACAUGGCGGAACGAAACCGCCGGCGCAACAAUCGAACACCAAGACACCGCCCUCACCUGCACACGUAUCUACCACGAAAAAGGCGAGGAUUUCUCGUGGGACCCCGAGGGCGCCUGGUGCAUGGACUUCUGGGCCGAGCCGACCUGCGACACCCGCAUCGGCUACUCCUGCGACGGCCGCGUGUGGGAAAAGGCCGCGUCGCGAAACCUCUCCGCCUUUGACGUCUACCCCAUGCCUGUGGAAUCAAGACGCGUAUACGGGUUUCUCAGCACGUCGGCGACGCCCAGUCCGACCGCUGCGGCGACGACGCUUACCGUUACGCAUCCGGCUGCGACGAGCGCGACGCAGACGGCCGAAGCUGAGGGUGAGGGUGAUUCGGGGUCAUCGCUGUCUGGGGGCGCCAUUGCGGGCAUUGUGAUCGGUGAUGUGGCGGGCGCCAGAGGUCCCGUUGUCGCCUGCGCCUCCGCCGCCGCCGCCAGCAGCAGGAGUAGGGGCGGUGAUGUCUCGCACCGAUACGAAUCGGAGCUAUCCCACGCCGUAUACGCCGCAUACCCAGCCCGCGGCGUUCCCGUUCGAACACAAGUCCCCCAUGUCGGAGGUGUCGGGGACCCAGUCGAUGUAUUCGGCUGCGCCGCCGUACUCGCCGCCGGCCAGCGUGUAUCAGCCGCCGUCUGCGGCGCGGGUCGUGGAGCUUCCCGGGAACUAUAA